AUGAAGAAACAGCGAUUUACAGCUCAAACUAGUUACCGUGGGCUUCAGGAAGCUAUCGAAGCUUUGUUACAGGAUAGCGAAGAUGACGAAUGUACCUUGGCUAUCAUACCGCCUGAUCCAAGUGCAUUGACUGAUGAAGAGGAGGGUGCUGACGAGGAUAUGGCGGCAUGUACCAUACCGCAAGACGUACCUGGUACUAUUGAGGUAAGUCGAGAGGAUAAUGGUAGCGAGGAUUCUAUGCACAGUGACAGUGAUGAUGAACCACUUGCGUCAAAAAAAAGACGACUUGAUGCUACCCGCCAAUCUUCUUCGAUUUUGAACCCAAUCUGGCGCAAAUGUACCCCUUCAUAUUCUUUGACUUUACAGAGUUCAACAGAAGUCUCUGAUAAGAAAAGUGCUAUUAGGGAAGAACUAGAGGGCCUCAACCCUGUACAAAUAUUUGAAAAGAUGAUGGACAAUGAUAUUAUCGAUAUGAUCAUUUCUAAUAGCAAACUAUACGCUAACCAAAACAAUAGACACGAGUUUCAACUAGAUUUCACUGAUGUUAAAAAGUUUUUUGGGAUUUUGAUAUUAUCUGGCUACCACAAGCUACCUCGAGAACCAAUGUACUGGUCAUUAGAUGAUGACAUAGGUGUAGAAUUAGUCAGCAAAGCCAUGUCAAGGCGUAGGUUUCGUGAUAUAAAAAGAAACCUUCAUCUUGUAGAUAACGACGCAGCAGCUACAUCAAACGACAAAAUGUUCAAAAUAAGACCUUUGGUAGAUAAACUUAUGCAGAAGUUCUUGCAGUGGGGAGUGUUUCAUGAUCGUAUCUCUAUCGAUGAAUCAAUGGUGAAAUAUUAUGGCCACCAUCCCGCCAAACAGUUUAUUCGUGGGAAACCAGUUCGUUUUGGAUACAAAAAUUGGGUAGCAGCUAGCUCGACCGGAUAUUGUUACUCAUUUGAUUUUUACUGUGGAAAAUCGCAAUCGCCAACUUCUGAUCCUUUGGGUUCUCGCGUAGUCAAAACUUAG
Molecule: messenger RNA, 1008 nt
Organism: Anastrepha obliqua
Lineage: Eukaryota; Metazoa; Arthropoda; Insecta; Diptera; Tephritidae
Product: piggyBac transposable element-derived protein 3-like
Exons: 1
Coding region: 1-1008 (335 amino acids)
Molecular function (GO): sequence-specific DNA binding
Source: RefSeq, a predicted model, not a curated record